Molecule: messenger RNA, 951 nt
Organism: Aspergillus mulundensis
Lineage: Eukaryota; Fungi; Ascomycota; Eurotiomycetes; Eurotiales; Aspergillaceae
Product: Fe-S cluster assembly protein dre2
Exons: 2
Coding region: 1-951 (316 amino acids)
Biological process (GO): iron-sulfur cluster assembly
Cellular component (GO): cytoplasm
Molecular function (GO): iron-sulfur cluster binding
Source: RefSeq, a predicted model, not a curated record
AUGGCGCCAUCCUUCGUGAGCAUCGACACAACCCCCGACUUCGACAUGACACCCGCUCCCUCAAAGUCCGCCGACAGCGGCAAACGAACCCUCCUGCUCGCACCCCCCUCAAUCGCCACCCAAGAAGACAAACUUCGCACACUCUUCACAACCUACGACCGCAACACGACAGACCUGCAGAUGCUCGACCGCGUAUCGGCAGGCUUCGUCUCCCUCCCUACAAGCACAUACGAUCUCGUUCUUGUCCUCACAGACUCAGAUGGCACGAGGCGGUCCGAGGCGCUUCAGCUGCUCAAGCGUGAGGUCUAUGCGGCAGUCAUUCCGGCUAUGAAGGGUGGUGCGAAGUUGCAGACGGAAGAUAACUUCUUUGGAGAGGCCGAGGAGCGAGAGGCUGUGCUUGCGGGACUAGUGAAGAAAGACAAUGGGUUUGAGAAGAUGGAUGUUAGCAAUGGGGCUGCGGUGCCGUUGAGACUGGGCAGGAAGAAGAAGACUACCGCUGCUUCUGCCCCAGCUCCAGCUCCGGCCCCGGCUGUACAGCCCCCUCCUAUCAUCAGUUCCGAGGAUAACGAUCUGAAUGAUGAUGAGUUGAUAGAUGAGGAUACCCUUCUGUCGGCCGAGGACCUCAAGAGGCCCAUUGUUCCACCUCCAGAGUGCCAACCCAAAGCCGGAAAGCGACGUCGCGCCUGCAAGGACUGCACCUGCGGUCUCGCCGCCCAGAUUGAAGCCGAGGACAAGGAACGUCGCGAGCAAGCAGACAAGAACCUCAACGUCAUGAAGCUCGAGACGGACGAUCUGAACGAACUUGACUUCACAGUUCAAGGCAAGACCGGUUCCUGCGGUAACUGCGCCCUUGGCGAUGCCUUCCGAUGCGACGGCUGUCCCUUCAUUGGUCUUCCGGCCUUCAAGCCGGGCCAGGAGGUUCAGAUCUUGAAUGACGUUGCCCAGCUUUGA